Messenger RNA from Ictalurus furcatus (blue catfish), 3588 nucleotides. RefSeq names its product glutathione S-transferase, C-terminal domain containing (gene gstcd). Lineage: Eukaryota; Metazoa; Chordata; Actinopteri; Siluriformes; Ictaluridae. The coding region runs from base 714 to 2612 and encodes 632 amino acids. The record is from RefSeq and is a predicted model, not a curated record. The transcript has 11 exons.
UUGUGGGAGAAUUCACAGUGUAAGGGAUGCAGUGCACCAUUCACAUACACAUUCACACCUUGGGAGAAUUUUAGUGUAGCCAAUCAAAAUUGGGUUAGGGUAGCCAUAUUUAUGGAUUGGGUGAGGAAACUGGAGAACCCAGAGGGAACCCACACGAACACCGGGAGAACAUGAGAAACUCCACACACACAGUAACAAUGGCGGCUGUGGAUCAGGUGGUAGUGCAGGUUGUCCACUAAUCAUAGGGUUGGUGGUUCGAUUCUCGGCCCACAUGACUCCACAUGCUGAAGUGUCCUUGGGCAAGACACUGAACCCCAAGUAGCUCCCGAUGGCAAGUUAGCGCCUUGCAUGGCAGAUCUGCUACUAUUGGUGCGUGAGUGAAUGGGUGAACACAGUGUAAAGUGCUUUAUAAGUGCAGACCAACAUGAGCUCAGGAUCGAACUGGGAUCCUUGAGCUGUAGGCAGAAACCCUAUCCUCUGCACCACAGUCACCGUAAUUCACUCAAUGAAUGUACUUUAGAAAACACUAAACCCGUUAAAUACUGUUAGAUCAAUUCCCAUUAGGCUAGAAAACAGUAUUUUAGACCCAUCAGCUUAUAUGGAUGCAUCAUUAGCAAUUGAGUGAAUUUCCUUGAUAUUUUUUUGUUUUUUUUUAGGAUGAACUUUAUACCUGCUCAGUGCUCCAUUACAAAUCCCUGAUACAUCAGAUCAGAAUGAAGCACUCCAACCUAAACCCAGAGGAAUCAAGCCUCUUCCUGGAGGUCUAUAACGUUAACGGCUCUGUGGUCCUUCCUCUGCACUCCUCCAUCGCCCUGUUCCUUCUGUCCUACACUGAGUGCAAGUCUUUCCAGGUCUGCCUGCUCUCUGAUCAGCCUGGCUGUGUAGAGGCUUUGGCAGGUUCCCUUCCAAAGAGCCUGGCUGUGUCUGAAGUGAAGAGGGAAGAAGCUCCAGCCCUGGUGGCGGCGUGUCGUCUGCCGGCUGUGCUGGAGCCGAACGGGCGAUUCUGCAGAGCCGGACUGGCUGUGGUGCUCAGACACGUCAUCCAGACGACCUGCCUCCUGGAGCCUCAACGCAGAGAUGUGUCCUCACUGCUGGGCUUCAAGAACACCUGCCUGAAGGCCUGUGCUGAGGUGAGCCGCUGGACCAGGUUAUGUGAGCUGGACAUUCCUUCAGCGGUGGAGGAUCACCUACGUAACCCUACAGAGGCGCGACUCCAUCUUCCUUCUGCUCUUCUUCAGCUGGAGCACCGCCUGGCCGAACCGGUCAAGGUGCACAAUGAUGAUAAACUCCGUCGUCACAAGCUUCAACAGCAGAAGAACUCUGGGAAGAACUCUGAGGAGAACUCUGAGGAGAACUCUCAACCACCUGAGAGCCAGCAGGAGGAUCCUCCGAACAAGAGCCAGCGUGGAGUGGAGAUGAGUGCAGCUCUGGCCAAGCUGUCUGUUGAUGGAGCUCCACCUGUUCCCACCACCAGAGAGCGCUCUGACGUAAGGAAAGUGAAGACCACUGAGCUGCCAGAAUUGGAGCAUGUGUUCGCCGAGGGGCUUUACUUCACGCUCACUGAUGUGGUGCUGCUGCCAUGCAUCCAUCAAUACCUGAUCUCUCUACAGAAUCACGCUCCUCAUGUCCUGCUCCAGAUCCCUCUGCUGCUGCGCUGGUACCAACGUCUACAGGAACUGCCAGGGGUCCUGCGUACCGCGAAGGAUUGUGGGAUUGCUCUGUUCAGUCCGCAGGUGCCGCAGCCCUGCUCGACUCAGCCAGAUGCUCCUCAUUGCCUAGAAUCAGACCAGGAAAGUCCUGCACCAUCUCAAGAGCACUUUGUGGGAGGGCCUAGACCCACGCUUAGCAAACUCCAAGAGCAUGGCAUCGAGGCCGUCUUCUCUCCACACCCUUGCGCAGCAUGGACCCUCGACUGGGAGAGUCUGCCUGCUGCUGUCAACCCCACUGAAGGUAAGAUGUCGGACACUCGAGCUGUACGAAAGCGACAGCAGCUGAACAACCUGGUCGCCAUGGUGAAGGAGCUCGCUGAUCCUGAUCAUACUAUAGUGGAUUUCUGUAGUGGAGGAGGCCAUGUUGGGAUUGUUUUGGCGCACACGCUUCCUCAGUGUCAGGUAAUCCUUAUAGAAAACAAAGAAGAGUCUCUGGUUAGAGCGAGACACAGAAGCUCACAGCUCGGGCUUCAGAACAUCAGCUUCAUCCAGGCGAACCUUGAUUACUUCAUAGGGAACUUCCAAGUUGGGGUGGCUCUACAUGCAUGUGGUGUGGCGACAGACAUGGUUCUGGAUCGCUGCGUUCAGGCCAAAGCCGGGUUCGUGAUCAGUCCAUGCUGUUACGGCUUCAUCCAGAAUACGCUCAAGUUCACCUUCCCUAGGAGUAAGAAAUUUGCAGACGCGUUGACAUAUAAGGAGCACAUGAUCCUGUGCAGGUUUGCGGACCAGACAGCUGUCCAGCUUCCCACUGAGCGUCGUUUUAUCGGGAAAUGCUGUAUGGGCUUGGUGGAUUUGGACCGCAGUUGGGCUGCUGAGACUCACGGUUACUUGGUGAAGGUGAUGACCAUGGAGCCUGAGAGCUGCUCCCCCAAGAACAACAUGCUAGUCGGGGUUCUGGCCUAGCCUCUCCAUCCGAUGACUUUAACAACUUUAAAACAGGAUGUAGACUGGAGCCUUGAGGAACACCUUAGAAUUAGAUAUGAUACUUCAGGAGUAUAAGUGAUAGCUCUGAGAUGUCCAUAGGUGAUGAGGAUUUGUUGAGUCCAUUAUGUGUUCAAAGUGACUUUUAGAAAUAAUAAUUUAAUGUUUUGGGUUUUUUAAUUAUUAUUAUUAUUAUUAUGUUGAAUUGUGAACUGCCAGCAAUGGAUGAUUUUCUCAGGAGGCUAAUCCUUAUUUGUGGACACAUUAAUUGUUUUGUUUUUAAGUUCAUAACAACAAUUUAAUUGGAGCACAAUGUUCUAGCUGUGCAGUUAGGGGGAAAUAAUCAGUGACUGGGUGGUGUGAUGCGUACACCAUUAUUUUCCCCCUAACAGCCCAGGCCAAAGUGUUUCAUUCCUCUUAUACGACGAGUACAUUUUUAACAUUUAUUAAUAAAUCUAAUGUUUUUUUUUUUAACUAUUUACAGUUACAUUUAAUGUUGUAGAACAUCUCCAAAUGUAGUCAUUAUCUACAUUAUAACAGAUAUAAUCUGUUGUUCCCUCAUCAGCCUCUCUUUUUAAGUAAAUAAGAAGUUUUUCUGUAGUGAAGACUCCCUCGGUGGAAAACUUGCUCACGGUUACGAGCUGACACUGGAGACUCCUUCCAUAAGUGUUAACUACAUGCUUCAUAACAGAAGCCAUAUAUUAUUUUACCUUAUAAACGAGUAAAUGACACUUUUUGGAAAAAAAAAAAAUCCGUUCGUCUUUAGAAUUAUAUUAUGUGAAGCGUCUAGCAUCGAAGUCCCUGUGAAUGAGCUGUUGCUACAGAAACGAUAAUAAAUUAAAACAAACACACUAAUAUGAAAAAGCUUUGCUUUGAAUUUCUAACAGAGCUGCUGUUAAAAAGAAAAAUAAUGUAAAUCUUCUGACCAAUCAAGUUUGAGAAUUCAGCACAGCUGUGG